GAAAGCGCAGUAGUGCCAUUGGAGUGAGUCAUCGCGCAAAAAGGUGGACGCGCAGAGCGAGCAGGAGGGCAGAAAGAGGAAAAAAGAGAACAAGGGACGCGCAUCUGAAAAGGUGAAGGCAGCGCGGUCGCUCCUGUGAGUCAUAUCGACAAAAAAGGACAAAAACAGGGACGAAACCUGCGCCGGGUUUCAUUUACAGAAAGUAGGUGCACAAGAGACAUUUUAGUCCAUUGUAGAGAGAAAAAAAAAGAUUUUCGUAGAAGUUUUUAUUAGUCACUCUAGCCUUGAUUUACAGCGGGGGAGACACCUUUACUUUUUACAUUUUUUAACCAGAACCUGUUUACUGGACUAAACGAGCGCUUGCAAGACGGCAGUUCUCUGAUUUAUAACAGUAUAACUAACAGCCGGAUUUGUAGACCUGUUUGACCAUUUUAUAGCCUGAUUGUUGGGAUAUUAGUCUGCUUUUAAUUCGCACUAGUCUUCUUAGCUCACGCUAAGGGACCUCGGCUGUGGGUUUUUGUUUUUGUUUUUUUUGUUUUUUGCUUGGAAGUGCAAGAAGACACUCUAAACGUGUGGGAGAUCUCUACCAACCUCUGAAAUUUGCCUAUUUUUUUAUUUUAUUUUGCUGGAUCAUGUACCAGGAGUACUCCGGGAGCAGCAGCAGCGCCUCCCCGGGCCAGCAGGACUCCUUCACAAGCGGGAGCCCCCUCUCAGCCUCCAGCUACCAGAAGUACAGAGUCGACAUGCCUGGCUCUAGUAGUGCCUUUAUUCCCACCAUUAACGCCAUAACCACCAGCCAGGACCUGCAGUGGAUGGUCCAGCCCACAGUCAUCACCUCCAUGUCCAACCCGUACUCACGCUCACAUCCAUACGGCCUGCCUGUGUCCAGCGGCCCUGGACUCCUUGGCCACACCGCCCUUGCACGACCUGGGGUUAUCCGCUCCAUAGGUGACACUCGCGGACGACGCAAGAGAGAUGAGCAGCUGACGCCAGAGGAAGAAGAAAAAAGGAGAGUGAGACGAGAGAGGAACAAGCUGGCCGCAGCUAAGUGCCGAAAUCGGAGGAGAGAGCUGACUGAGAUGCUGCAAGGGGAGACUGAAAAGUUGGAGGAGGAGAAAGCUGACCUACAGAAAGAGAUCGAGACACUGCAGAAGGAGAAGGACAAGCUGGAGUUCAUGCUGGUGGCCCACAACCCGGUCUGCAAGCUGCCUCUAGAUGAGCGGCACCAGGGGUCACUUCCCCAGCAGUGCACCCCUCUCCCCUUGACCAUGCGUCCCGGCCUGGGUUCGCGGGGCCCGCUUAACAGCCUGAGCCCGGUGGUGGUGAAGCAAGAGCCCAUGGAGGAUGAUUACGAGGAAGAUGAGGGCAAGAGCCAGCACUCAGUCAUCAAGCCCAUCUGCCUGGGCGGGGGCGCUUACUGCUCUGAUGGUGACAGCCUAAACACUCCCGUGGUGGCUGCAUCCACUCCGGUGUCCACCCCCAGCAACCCCAGCCUCAUCUUCACUUACCCCAGCAUGCUGGAACCUGAGAGCCCCUCGCCAUCCUCAGAGUCAUGCUCCAAAGCCCACCGGCGCAGCAGCAGCAGUGGAGACCAGUCGUCAGACUCGCUCAACUCGCCCACCCUGCUGGCUCUCUGAGUCGCAGCCCAGCCGCACUCUUUCAUCCCCAGCUGGGAACUGUCCCAGGACCUCAUCUCUACAAAGCCGAGAACCCUCAAGGGCUAGUUUGCUCGUUUUAUUUAAAAUGUCUCAGAAGGGAUUUUUUUCCGUUUGUUUUGUUUAUGUGUUUGUGAGAAUCAAACAUUUUCACCCACGACGACAAAGAACAAGGCUGGACUGGAACUGAGACCAGAAUUGAGACUAAGCACAAGAACGAAAGAGAAGACCUUCGGUUUUGCUCUGAUUGCACUUGCCGUAUUCGGUCACGAGCAGUUAAUAACACCAUUUGAAAAAGUGUUUUUCCCAUGGUUUGGGAAAAGACAGGGACAGCAAAAAGGGAUUGGGGAAGGCCCUAUUCGGUACAGUCUGGGAUCGGACACUACAGAGUUAGGUGGACGUCCUCAACAAACCAGCUUGACAUUUACAUUGACUGCCCUUUGUAUUUAUGACCUGUGUGAAUAUAUUGUCCGGUUGUAUAUUGUGUCCUGCUGUUUAAAAGAAUCAUGUCAAGGGUUCACUGGAUGAGCCUCAGUGUCACAAAGAGAAAGAAACAAACGUGUAUUAUUAAAGGCUGACCUCUUCGACUUUAUCAAUACCUGGCACAGGAACCAUGGUAAUGUUGCAAACUUUUACAUUAUUUUUGCUAUGUAUAUUAAAAAGAAAAAAAGAAACACUUCACUGAAUUUAUUGUCAGGGAUUUUUGUCUGUGUGAGUGAGCCACACAAGCAUUACUAAAAGCAAUUGCACACAGCGUACAAAACAUGUCAGAACACAGGGGUAUGUACCUGAGGACAAACUCUAGCCAUAUUAGGUUCAGCCUCCAACCCUUUACAAAGCAAUACUGCUUUCUAUUGGGCAGACACUGUGGUAUUAAAGAGGAAAUUGUGAUGAUGACUAUGUAUUACUUUUCUAGCGUAUUUUUACGGCUCGAUCGAUAGAUGCCGUUUUUUGCAGACUUGUAGAGUUUAAAACCAAACGGGCACCCUCAAACACUGGGCGAGCCUCGAGCGCCAGACAUGAAACCAGAUGCACUUUGUUACUGAUCACAUAAAAGAAAAAAAACUGCAUUCCUUUUAUAGUCGAACGUAGAACGAACAAGCCGAAUGCCUGCCAGGAAUCACGGACAUGAUGCUGAGACACUUCUAAUUUCUUGCUAGUGCGAAGAACUGAUAUCAGUUGCAAUAUUUCUGAACUGUUUACUUCAAACAUUCCUUUGGGAAGCGGACGGGAUAGUGCGCUGUCGGAGAACGCUGUCAUCUUUGCCAGACCAAAGCGGAAUAAUGCCUGGCGUGGAUUUGAAGGAAUCUUCUUUGUUGCUUAUUUAUGUUGGGGAUUUUUCAAGGCCACCAAGGAUCUGGAAGAGAAUUAAGAUCUUUCUUAAUGAAAGAGAGAGAAUAGAGGAAUUUAGUGGAGAAAAUCAGUUUAAUACCAAAAAAAAAACAAAACAAAAAAAAAAACAAAGUGCGUGACGACUGUGAGUUACACCAGUCUGUCUGUCAGUCUUUGGACCCUUGUAGAUCUUUAAGCAAGCCAUCUCUGAACCCCUCUGUACAUGUCCUGCUUUCCAAUAUUUUCUCCUUUUUUAUUUUUAAUUGCUUUAUCUGAAAAGAACAACAAAAACAGCAAUAUGUAUGUCAGUGUUUGUUCCUUUGGUUAUUUAAAUGGAUUAUAAUAAUAAUAAUAAUAAACAAAACAAAAAAAACAUGCAAAUGGUAUUCUUGAUAGUUGUACUUUGCUUGUCCACACAGUUUGAUUAUGUUGGUGGGUAUCUCAUGAUUGUUAGACUUUGCUACUUCUCUGUUUUUUUUUUUUUUUCUUAAGUCGGUCUAUAUUUGGUUGAAUGCACCUCUCUCAUCCUUCGGGAGGCCAUUCGCUACUCGUUUUCCACAGGCAAUAACACUCCACCACCCUCCAUAGUGCCUCUAUUCAGUCAGUGACAAAGUUGUAUGCAAACCUGCACUACUUAUAAGACAAAUUGGCAAUAGCUAGCGUGUCAUUGGUACCUUAAUUUUGUCCCAAGAGCAUUUUACAUCACAAAAAUCACCAUUUCAAAUCAAUGCUUUACUAACAGCCAUAAAUAAUACAGGGCUUCAUACAUAAUCUGUGAUCCUGCGUAUUGGAACUAUUGCUAAGAUACAGCUGGUCCCUUCUGGGGCUCAAGUCACGUGAGCCUUUGAAGACACAUGGCAUCAUGGAGAUCUUAUAACGUUCGUGUAAAAUUGAGAAUUUCCAUUUGGAAUGAUAUGCAGACCUACGUGAAGCACGUGGUCCUAAACCUCCGACUCGAAAAGCGUCCUGGUGGGCAAGGUGCAUUCGGUACCUGAUAUUAUGUCACGUUUAUGAACAUGAGUGGAUGGCUCAGUAUUUCAGUUGGUCAAAUGAUGUAAUAAAUCCUGAUUCUUUACUAAGUUGACAUCUUGGUGUUAGGAGUGAAAUCUAUUUCAAAAUCAUUCAAGAGCUUUUACAGUUGUGUUUGGAGCUGUAUGUGUCUGUUGUGAAAAUGUCUUACUUUCAAAUAAAUAAGUAAAUGAAUAAACAAACAA
This is a messenger RNA of Pygocentrus nattereri (red-bellied piranha), 4201 nucleotides long. It is a transcript of the gene fosl2, whose product is annotated as FOS like 2, AP-1 transcription factor subunit. Lineage: Eukaryota; Metazoa; Chordata; Actinopteri; Characiformes; Serrasalmidae. Gene Ontology annotation, cellular component: nucleus. The record is from RefSeq and is a predicted model, not a curated record. Gene Ontology annotation, biological process: regulation of transcription by RNA polymerase II. The coding region runs from base 633 to 1637 and encodes 334 amino acids. The transcript is spliced from 4 exons. Gene Ontology annotation, molecular function: DNA-binding transcription factor activity, RNA polymerase II-specific; RNA polymerase II cis-regulatory region sequence-specific DNA binding.